This is a messenger RNA of Vicia villosa (hairy vetch), 4194 nucleotides long. Its product is annotated as zinc finger BED domain-containing protein DAYSLEEPER. The transcript has 2 exons. Lineage: Eukaryota; Viridiplantae; Streptophyta; Magnoliopsida; Fabales; Fabaceae. Bases 860 to 3877 code for a protein of 1005 amino acids. The record is from RefSeq and is a predicted model, not a curated record. Gene Ontology annotation, molecular function: DNA binding; protein dimerization activity.
UCUCCUAUGUUAAACCCUAGAUCUGUCUCCGGCGAUCUUCUGACGCGGUUUCCGGUUCGGAUCCGCGUUUCGGCCAUGUUAUUUUUCAAUUUGUAGAUCUGUAACCCUAAUUUCAUGAUUUUCUCGAAUUUGUUGAUUUCUAAUGUCUCUUCCAAUUUAUGUUGUUUAGUUUUUUUUGUAUGAAUUAGAACAUGAUUUUGAGGUUUUAUUGGAUCUGUUUAUUUUGGUUAUGAUCUGGUCUGUUAGAUUGAUUAUUAUUGCGUUUUUUUAUUAAAUUUUAUAAGUUCAUGCAGUCGUAGUACAUUGAUGAUGUAAUAUGUCAUAUACCAGUUUUGAUUUUAAGCAAUGUUUAUGUGAGAUUUGUGGGCAGUACUUGAUCGAGAAUCUGCCAUGGAUGAUACUGGUGAUGAGUUCUGUUAUGUUAUUAUUUUCAUAUUAUUAUUAUUACUAAAUGUUUGUUUUUGUUUUUUUAUUUAAUUGGGCCAAUCCGACCCAUAUGUGGGCCUAUGUAUUAUAUGGGUUCAUAGACACUACACAGUGGUGGAUUUUACUGUAUGCAAAGCCUAUAUGGGAUAAGAUGGCCACUCACUCCUUGGGCCUUUUUCCUAACAGAGUAAAGAUGCUAUUGUAAGAUGAAAGGGCAGUGUUGUUAUGUUAUUGCUGUUUUGUCUGCAUAUAUGGUUAUAGGAAAACAAAAAUGCUUAUGUUCAUUCUAAUGCAAUUUAUGUGAUGUCUUUGUUCUUCUUUUUUUUCAGACUCCAGAGUGGGCUCAUAACCCAUUGUACUCUAAUGCAUAUUUUAUGCUUGUCAUUAUUCAAAUUAAAAACUUUGCAUGGUGGAUACUACAUUUUGAAAUAAGAUGAUUACUGUUGACGAAGACAGAGUGGAUACGACCCUUGAUCUGAAAAAUGCUCCAACGGGUGCUGAUUGUCAGCCAGAUAGUGAUCUCUCCGAUUCCAAAGUAGAACCCGCCAUUGAAAUUCCUGCAGCUGAAUUACAGGCUUCUGAUGGUGAUGCAAAUGGACGGACAUCCGAUCAUGAGUUGGACAACACUAUCGAACCUCCUAAUAACGAGCCAGAGAAUUCAGAAUCACUACCCAACGGACAGUCGAGCAAUGCUGAUGCCUCAGACAACAAUCAGCAAGUUGAUUAUGAGGCACCACCCAACAAUCCAUCAGUCGAGUCUGAAACUCCCUCUGACAAUCAGCCUGUUAGUUCUGAGGCUACUCUUGACCAGAAGUUCGCUGCUGAGGUUAAUUCCGAGGAGCUUCCAAAUGAUGGUGGGGUUGUAGUAUCUGAAACGCAGCACAGCAAUGAAGUGGAUUUACCUGAAACACAGCAUAGCAGUGAAAUGGUUAUGUUUGAAACACAGCAAAGCAAUGAGGUGGUCAUGCCUGAGGAACAGAACAUCAAUGAUGUGGUCAUGACAGAAGCCAUGACUGAAAAUGAGUUGGCCACUUCCACAAUUGAUCCCAACCAUCACCUUUCUCAUCCUGAAACUCACCCUCAUAACCAUCACUAUGCUGAUUUCCAUAUGAUUCCUGAAGAUCAGCUGCCUCAACCUGAAUCUCUACCCAAUUGUGAUCCAUUGCCGUGUUCUGAACAACAUGAAGAUGGUCACAUCAGAGACAUCAAACCAAUGCAUCAUGAUCAUCUUGCUCAGUAUGAUACAGUUCCCAACAAUCAUCAUCUGGACCAUUCUGAGGCACUGUGUAACCAUCAGCUAACCGAUUCCGAGACACUGUCCCCCGGACAACUAGCUAAUUCUCAAAUGUUACAUCACUAUGAGCUGGAAAAUAGUGAAACACUGCAUGAGAAUCAGCUAGUUAAUUCUCAAGAACACUAUGGACUUGUCAAUGCUAACAUCAUACCCAGCUAUGAGAUUGUAAGUGCUGACACUCCUCUGAACUGUGAGGAACCUACCCCAGACACUCAGCCAAGCAAAAGGAGGAAAAAGAAGUCUAUAGUCUGGGAACACUUUACCAUAGAAAAUGUUGAUCCCGGAUGUAGAAGAGCGUACUGCAAGCAAUGCCAUCAAAGUUUUGCCUAUAGUACUGGUUCAAAGGUUGCUGGGACCAGCCACCUUAAGCGCCACAUUGCUAAGGGGACAUGCGCAGCUCUUCUGCGUGGCCAAGAUCAAAACACAUCUGCCCCCCGAGCAAGGGGAACUAGUGCUGGCAAUGCUAGCAGUACUCCAAAGCGACGUUAUAGAACUGGGGGUUCUCCUUUCAUAAUUUUUGACCAAGACCGUUGCCGCCAUGAGAUUGCUAGGAUGAUCAUUAUGCAUGAUUACCCCCUUCACAUGGUUGAACAUCCAGGAUUUGUUGCGUUUGUCCAAAAUCUGCAGCCCCAGUUCAAUAUGGUGACCUUUAACACUGUCCAAGGAGACUGUGUUGCAACUUUUCUGUCGGAAAAACAAAAACUUCACAAAUAUUUUGAGGGAUUACCAGGACGUUUCUGUCUGACACUGGACAUGUGGACCUCAACUCAGUCUGUAGGAUAUGUAUUUAUAACUGGACAUUUUGUUGAUAGUGAUUGGAAGUUGCAGAAGAGAAUUCUCAACGUUGUGAUGGAACCAUACCCUGAUUCUGACUCUGCUAUCAACCAUGCUGUAUCUGCUUGCCUUUCUGAUUGGAAUUUCGAUGGCAGGCUGUUUUCUAUUACUUGUAAUCGUGCACUCAGUGAAGUUUCCCUUGGAAAUCUGAGAUCAUUACUCUCUGCAAAAAAUCCACUUAUCCUCAAUGGUCAGUUGUUGGUGGGAAGUUGCAUUGCCAGAACUUUUAGCAGCAUUGCAAAUGAUUUGCUGAGUUCUGUACAAGAUCUAGUGAAAAAAAUCCGGGAUAGUGUAAAAUAUGUGAAGACUUCAGAUUUGCACGAGGAAAAAUUCCUAAACCUCAAACAGCAACUUCAGGUCCCCAGUCAAAGGAGCCUUUUUAUUGAUGACCAAACCCAAUGGAAUACAACAUACCAAAUGUUGGUGGCAGCUUCUGAGCUGAAGGAAGUGUUUUCUUGUUUGGAUGAUUCGGAUCAUGAUUACAAGGGAAGCCCAUCUAUGCAAGAAUGGAAGCUAGUUGAGACACUCUGUAGUUAUUUGAAGCUGCUUUAUGAAGCAGCAAACAUUCUUACCACUACUACUCAUCCCACUGCCAUUACCUUCUUUCAUGAAGUUUGGAAAUUGCAGCUGGAUCUUGCCCGUGCUGUUAUGAAUGAGGAGGACCCCUUCCUUAACAAACUUAUUAAACCCAUGCAAGAAAAGAUUGAUAAGUACUGGAGAGAUUGUAGUUUGGUUCUGGCAAUAGCAGUAGUUAUGGAUCCUCGCUUCAAGAUGAAGCUUGUUGAGUUCAGCUUCACAAAAAUCUAUGGUGAUGAUGCUCAUGAAUUUGUCAAGAUUGUUAAUAAUGGAAUUCAUGAACUAUUUAACGAGUAUGUGGCUCUUCCCCUGCCACUGACACCAGCUUAUGCAGAAGAUGGAAAUGUCAAUACUAACAGAUCCCCUGGAGGAACUAUGUUAUCAGAAAAUGGAUUAACAGAUUUUGAUGCCUACAUCAUGGAAACUAGUAGCCAACAGACGAAGUCUGAAUUGGACCAGUACCUGGAAGAAUCACUGCUGCCCCGUGUACCAGACUUUGAUGUAUUGAGUUGGUGGAAGCUAAACAAACUCAAGUACCCAACUCUUUCGAAGAUGGCCCGUGAUAUAUUAUCUGUUCCGGUUUCGAGUGCUCCUGCUGACUCUAUAUUUGAUAGUAAAAGCAAAGAGAUGGACCAGUAUCGAAGUUCCUUGCGACCAGAGGUAGUGGAAGCCCUUGUAUGUGCCAAAGAUUGGAUGCAUUAUGGAGCAGUGGAAGCCUCAAGUGCACUUGUGAAAGUUGAAUUCUAGAUUUAAUUUCUUUUGGUUCAGGGAUUCUUUGCAAUGUUUGAACCUGAGUGGUGGCUGAACUUUGAUGGUAGGUUCUGUUAUUUUACUUAGUAUUCCUAGUAAUUUUCUAUUAGUAUUCUUAUUGACAUUGAAAUGCAUUUGGAUGAUUGGACUUAAAUAAUUAAGUUAUAGCUUUGAGGUGCAUCAAAUCCAUUUGUGGGAUUAAUUUACUACCUGUGUUUUCCCCAUUCAGUAACUCCGGAUUAAUUGAUCUAACAAAUACCUUCGUUUGCAAAUAAAAAUAAAUUCAUGCUCCUAUGGCGAUGAAUGUCAUGAAA